AUGAUCCUUUCUUCCCUUUUAUUCUUCGCUGCCAGCGCGGUGGCGUUGAUACUCGACGUCGCCUCGUCUGGAGGCAAUCAGUCAAGUUCCCUCCUGUACGGGGUUUUAUACGAGGAUAUUUAUCACUCCGGCGAUGGCGGCCUCUACGGGGAGAUGCUCCGGAACCGAGCUUUCCAAGGGUCGUCGUCCGGUGGAGCUGCCAGUUUAGCUCGUAACACGGAUUAUUGGCAUCCGUUUGGAGGUGCUACAAUUGCCAUUGACACAUCUUCUCCCAUCAUUUCGUCCAGUCUGCCCUACCAGAUGCGAAUGGACGUCCCAGCGGGAACCAAGGGGACUGUAGGAUUCUAUAAUGAAGGCUUCUGGGGCUUCGACGUGGAUGCCACCAAGCGUUACGUCGCUAGUCUCUACAUGCGGGGCAAUUAUUCAGGCACUGUCAACUGCUACUUCCAGAGCAACACGACCGGGCAGAACCUCGGAUUGACUAGUAUGAGUAUCGAUCAAACGUCGUCUGCGGGAUGGGUACAGAGCCACUCCGCGACAUUCCAGCCGAGCCAGUCUGGUUCCAAUGGCAACAAUACGUUUUAUUUCACGUUUGAUGGGUCGAAGCUCGCUGGGCAAAGCGUAUAUUUCAAUCUUCUGAGCUUGUUUAAGCAGACGUUCAAUAACCGGUUCAACGGUGUGCGCGAGGACUUGGCUGACUCGUUAUUCAACAUGAACGCGAAAUAUAUCCGACUACCUGGUGGGAAUAACAUGGAGGGCAACAAUUCUCCUUAUGAAUGGAAAUGGAAUAGAACCAUCGGUUCUCUUACAGAUCGUCCGGGCCGCCCAGGUAGCUGGGGCGAUAUUAAUACCGAUGGAUUUGGCCUUCUAGAGAUGAUGCAGAUGGCACAAGAUCUGGGUCUUGAGGUGAUUCUAGGCAUCUGGGCUGGACUCUAUCUGGACGGCGAGGUCAUAUCAGAAGCCAACUUACAGCCAUAUAAGGUUUCCGUCAUGAAUGAGUUGGAGUUUCUACUAGGAGAUAAAUCAACCACAUACGGGGCUCAACGAGCUGCUCUGGGAUUUCCCUCCCCUUUUCCCAUCAAAUGGAUUGAGAUUGGCAAUGAAGAUUAUCUUAACGGAGGAACAGAUUCCUACUAUGCAUACAGAUUUAUGACCUUCUAUAAUGCCAUCCACGCAGUAUAUCCAUCCAUCAAUCUUGUCUCGACCAUCAACCCAAACCCAGUCACAUCCAAGGGCAGCUCGCUAGACCUUCAUAUCUAUGGCAACGAGAACUACUUUGUUUCUCUUUUCGACACAUUUGACCAAGCUAGCCGCAAAUACCCCGUCUUCGUCAAUGAGUACGCAGCAACCAAUACUGGCUCGAACAACAAUGGGCAGGUGGGUGCCCAGACUCUGGGCAUGUCCUGUGCGGAAGCCAUCUUCCUCUUAGGCUGCGAAAGGAACUCGGACGUCAUCGUCGGCUCUGCCUAUGGUGCCUUGAUCAAGAACUACAAUGAAGCGCCCAAUACAGUGGCCGUGAUAAAACACACUGCAAACGAGGUCCUCUACACCAUCAGCUACUACGUCCAGAAGCUUUUCGCGGAGCAUAUGGGUACAAGGACUCUCCCCGUUACCGCCACGAAUGGAGGAUUUGGCCCCGUUUACUGGUCCGCAACAGCAAACAGUUCUUCCACUAUCCUCAAGCUCAUUAAUUAUGAUGGAAAGACCGGUUCGUCCAACGCUUUGCAGGUCAACAUCAAAGGUUCGUCGAAAACCUCUGCAACUCUGAUCACCUUGACUGCCCCAAGUUCCAAGAGUGUCAACAAUUUGCCGUCACUGGGAGGCGAAAGCAGUACUAUCACCACCACAACCUUGUCAGGGUCUGCUGGCAGCUUCUCCGUCAGCUUUAGCAAUCCUUAUGAGAUUGCUAUCCUGAUCGUCUAA
Molecule: messenger RNA, 1923 nt
Organism: Penicillium cosmopolitanum
Lineage: Eukaryota; Fungi; Ascomycota; Eurotiomycetes; Eurotiales; Aspergillaceae
Exons: 3
Coding region: 1-1923 (640 amino acids)
Biological process (GO): L-arabinose metabolic process
Molecular function (GO): alpha-L-arabinofuranosidase activity
Source: RefSeq, a predicted model, not a curated record